AUGCCUUCCGCUAGCGCUCCCAUCAACCGCCGUGGCAGCAUGCAAGAUGAGUCUGUCAAGUUUCACGCCCGUGAUUUUCUGAGUGUCAAGCAGGAGGAUUUGCUGGCAGACUACGAAAUGGGGGAUGUGCUGGGAGAAGGAGGAUUUGGACUGGUCUACAGCUGUGUCCACCGAGAAACAGGUGCUGAAAGAGCCGUCAAAAUGCUGCAAAAGGAUCCCGAUAGACCUCAGAUUCAAGCCAAUAUUAUCAACGAGUUCAACGUGCUCAAAGACCUAGAUCACCCGAACCUGGUCAAGGUCUACGAUCUCUACCAAGACGAGGAAUGUUUCUUUAUCGUCACGGACCUGUACAUGGGAGGAGACGUUUUUGAUGUACUCGAGGAAAAGGGACCACUCAGCGAGGAAGAUGCCGCUGUUGUCAUGAACAACUUGCUAGGUUGUGUCAACUACUUUCACAAACGAAACCUCGUACACAGAGAUUUGAAACCCGAAAAUAUUCUCCUCGAUGCCAAACAAUCAUACAGUGACAUCAAGGUCAUUGACUUUGGACUCGCGAGAUAUACAAAGGAAUUUGGAGACGAGCUCAGAGGAUUGGUGGGAUCGGCAUACUACGUCGCUCCUCAGGUCAUUGAAGGCGAUUACACACACAAGUGCGACUUGUGGAGUUGUGGCGUCAUUGCCUACGCCUUGAUCUCUGGAUUUGCCCCCUUUGAUGCAUCCACCGAUGGAGCCGUCCUGGAACUCGUAUACGACGGACGAUACGAUUUUGAUGAUGAGGAAUGGGAUCCCAUCAGUGAACUAGCAAAAGAUUUCAUCACACAGCUACUCGAAUACGACGAAGCGGAUAGACCCAGUGCCGAAGAAGCACUUCAGCACCCAUGGCUACGUCGAUGCCGAAAAUCGCCACGAAUGAACAAUGCACUCGUCAGGUCAAACUCCAGAAACUCCUUGAGAGACCUUUCCAAAUUCGAAUCCAAGUCCAACAAACUCAAGCAGGCAGCCUGUGCCAUGAUUGCUUCACAGCUGCUCACAAACGAAGAAAAGGAACUCGUCGAUGAUGCCUUUCGCGCACUCGACAAAAGUUGCCAGGGAGAAAUCACAAAAAAGGACCUCAACUCGUCCUUUGUCGACCUGUUUGGAGACGAUUCUUCCGACGAAGAGGAUGGUUCCGAUGAUGACGAAGACAUGGACCAGAGUCAGGCCAGUCACGCCGAACUGGUCGACAACAUCUUUGAACAGGUCAACUUUUCCGGGUCGGGAGCAAUUCAAUAUUCUGAAUUUGCUGUCGUCAUGAUCCUCGAAAAGAACAUGGUCACCGACGACAAGCUUCGGGCCUGCUUCAAAUUCUUUGACCUCGACGACAAAGGAUUUAUCGGCAAGGAGGACGUGGGUGCGGUCCUCAAGCUGGGCAAUCGCGGCUGUCACAAAAUCAUGCAAAUGACAGCCAGCGGUCGCAAGAGGGAUAAAAUCACUUUCGACGACUUCAAAAAGUGCAUCCUUCCCGAACGCCCACAAAAACCGUCGGGACCACCCAAACGAGGACUGCUGGGUGACGACAAUAAAAAUUUCAAGGGACCGCUCGGAGGUCCCAUGGACGAAUCAUCUCGUGCCCGUCGACCCAGUUUCAUGGAUGAGGAAUCAUCUCGCCGUCGUGGUCCCAUGGAUGAAUCGUCGCGUCGUACAAAGUUGGGUCGGUCCAAUGUCGGUCCCUCAGCGACUACUAGAAUUGGCCCUGCCAAGAAGAUAAACCGCUUGGCGAGUUUGGAAGAAGUAAAAGAGUAA
Molecule: messenger RNA, 1782 nt
Organism: Seminavis robusta
Lineage: Eukaryota; Bacillariophyta; Bacillariophyceae; Naviculales; Naviculaceae
Source: the annotation of a GenBank genome assembly